AAGUGGGUGUGCUAGUGAGCUCGCCAUAUUGUGUGUUUGCGCCCGUUGCGCGUUGCUCAUCUAGAAGAAUUGUACACCGAGUAAGAAUGGUUGAUACGCUCGGGCCAUGGGAUUCGUUAAACAAGGGAAAUCGUUUCCAAGAAUUUCAAGCAAUAGGAUGGAAGUGUUACGAUUCAUUGUCACUUAAUGCACUGAAAAGUCAAAAUUGAAAACACGAUGGAGGAUGACACGGACAUUUACGAAGAUCUACCAAUCAUCGAAAUCAAGUCGGAUGAGAACUUCGUAGCAAACCAGACGGAAAGUAAUUGCAGAGAGCGUGAAUGCGCAGAAUUGAACGAACGAAUCACAGAACUUACAGUCAAAUUGGAAAAUUUUCAAAAGCUAAACGAAAACUUGGAGGUGAAUUUGGCGUCUCUGUUGAAGACUGCGAAAGCAGAAAUUACACGAAAAGACAGAAUGAUCGAAGAUUUGCGAAAACAGCUCGACGAUGUAAUGUUCAGGAGAGGCGCUUACGGCAAAACAAACAGUCGCGUUUGUAAACCUACAUUUGUCGAUAAUGUAGCAACUCCACCGAAUUGGCAGAAAACUGGUCAAAAUUCUGUAUCUCCGAACCAAAGUAGACGCGAUUCGACGGAGGCAGAUUCGUCGUAUAAUCCAACCAAUAGUUCUAACCCGACCAAGUCUACUUUAACGCCUCUCACAGUCUACGGCGAGCGGUUGCUGAAAAGAAUAGCGGAGGAGCAGUCUAUGGAGAAAAGAGGGAAGCAAGCGGGCAGAUUUUGUUGUAAUAACAGCAGCAUUUCGACCAUCGACGGAUACGUUAUAGAAAGCGACAAAGAAAAUGGCUCCGUGACCGACGUUACGACUUCUUGUACGAAAGAAAUGCAAUUGUCCAUGGUGAAAGAAUAUUCUGAGAGAGAGGAGUUCGCGACAACCGAUUUUCUAGUCGGAGAGGACAGUGAAAUCGAUUCCAAUUCCAGAUUUCAACGGACACCAACGAUUGACGCGAACACCAUGGACAUCGCGGAGGUAAGGAGAAACGACGAUAGAGAAAGAACAAUGAGCAGAAAGCAUAUAAAAAAGUAUGAGAUAAGAGAACGUGCAACGAAAUUGAAAAAUAAUAAAAUGCGCGAGGAUCUUAACGAUGUUUUCGAUUAUAAGCGCGACUGUACAAAAACUAAAAGAUUCGAAUCCUUGGAAAAAUUUUCCGAGCCACGAUACAUUACGUAUUCGCACACGGAACACAGUCGUUACUGGUACACCGAGCAACAAGGCAAAAAGCGUAGUCAUCGUUCGUUCACCGAUAAGGCUGGAACAAGUCAGGACGACACGGAUGAACAUAUCUCGAAGAGACAUUGCAGGUCGGUCGAAAGAUCGUCGAGUACGAUGGACGACUAUCGAUCCAGUAGCGUUGAACGUUAUCGAAUGAAACAAAGGGAAGAUGGUCACGCGGGCGAAAUGUGGGGAGAUCGUCGAUCGCGCGGGAGAAACUCUUCCUGCGAAAGUUCUAAAGAAGAGAAAUAUAGCAGAAACAAAUUCAAUCAAUACAUCGGUUACCGGGAGAGAUCUGUCAGACGUUACGAUGUCGGAUCCAACAGCACGGAUGGAUCGAAAGCAGCUAAAAGAGAAUUUCGCGAUUCGCGAAAUACCGAGAAGUCGGAGAAAUCUGUCAGAUCCACGAGUAAGCGGAGCGAUCGUUACGAGGAUUGCGAAUCUCAAUUUCAAGAGCGAUUAAAAAGCGUUGACAGAGUAGUAAGACGAGACAAGUCGACGAAGCAACACGACGACUAUACCAAGUAUUCGUCGCAUGGAAAAUUUGACCGUGAAAACUUAACGGACCGUACACGACAUUCCGAAACGUUGAAAUCCGAAAAAAUCUCCGAAACGAAUAAACAUUUUGAGAGAAUCGAUCGUUGCGGGUUCACAAAAAACGACGAAACCCCUUCGACGACGAAAGUUUCCGAUUCGUCGCAAAAACACCAACUCGAUCGAAAUAAAGAUUUGAAAAGUGCCGAUGUGAACGAUGUUGCGCUUGAUCCCGGUAAUCGCCCGAGCAACAAGAAAGAACGCGAAAGAUCAAAAGAUCGUUGGACAAACGGAGAUCAUAAAUCGGAAUCGUACCUUAUUUCGGUCGAGAUAGCAAAUACGAAUAUCGUUGGUAGCAACGAUGCUACCGCUAACAUCGAUAAUAACGAGAGCGCGGAAAAUGUUGAGAACAUCGAGAAAUUUAUUCGUAAUUAUAACGCCGACAGCGAUCACUUUGAAAAUAGUUUGGAUGGAAGAGACGACACGUCAAACACCGCGAAAGAGCAUGCAUCAACGAUGAACGAUAUUUUCGAGAAUAAAAUAAAUUUUAAGGAACAAUGCGAUACCGUUCGCACGAAUGGCGCAGAGUCUGUUAAAACGGAUACGAAGCUGGAAUCGAAGCAUGUGUCUCGAAAAGUUUCCCUGGAUUCUGCGCAGAAUGGUGCAAAAGAAAAUGAAACGACAGCUGUGGUAACACACGUACCAAAUGCAAAAAUCUCGACGGCACAGAAUAAUAGUACGUUGCGCGAAACCUACCAAAUGUUAGAAAGUAAUUCGAUCGAUUCGACAGACGACAAGCCGUCGAUCAACUCGAAUAUUAAGGCAACGAAUACUAAUAUUUCCUCGAAUAUCAACAGUGAUGGUAACGGUAAUGGUAACGAUAAUCGUGAAGGUAAGGAUAACAGCAGAAUCUGUGGUACAAGAAUUUUCGAAGAUUCCGUUAUCGAUAAGAUAAAUAGCAGUUGUAACGACGGUGUUAUUAAUGUCGCUACGGGUAACGGCGACGACAACCAGAGUCACAACCAGCAUGGGCAUCGCGAACACAAGAAGCAUAGCAACGUUAACGUCUACAAGAAAAGCAUUGAAAAUGAUCGCAAUACGAUUAAAGACGAAGAGCAAACGAACAAAAGACUAGCCAGCGAAAAUCUGAUGGUAAAAUUAGAUAAAAGACUAGAGAACGAAGAAGGGCAAGUGAAAAAGGAAACAAAGGAGUACGAUAAAGCUGUGAUAGUAGAGGUAUCUCGGGAAACUGAAAAGUCUCCGAUUAAUUGUGACAGUAUAAACGGAAAAAAUACGCCUACGAAAUUGCACGGGAAAAUUGUUGUCUUUGCACGGCGCAAGAAACCUGUAUGCUUAGCAAACAAUAAUGCAAACAUGACUGUUCUUAUAAAUAACAGCCACAACCUUAACAAUAAUUGAUGCAGAUCCGAUUAGUUGUACGAUGAAACGCAAUUCUUUGGUAACAAAAGAAAAGCAAUCGGAAAAAACAAAAGAAAAGCAGCACAGCGAUUGGUUGAGAAACACGAAAGCGUUCGAAGCGAAGCAAAGCAAGCAUGCCUUGAAUCGCGACACACGUGUCGUAUUCAGAAUUAAUACAAAUGACUUGAGAAACGAAUGAUGCAAGAUCGUUGUCCAGGAAAAAGGAGUUUUAUAAAAUGCUGUAGAUACCAGUGAAAUAUGUACAUACUGUUCAGGGGAAAGUACUGUAUAUUAGUAAGUUUAACAUUUUUCCUUCGAAUCUGUACCAUGUACAUGCAAUAUUGUGAAUUCGAAGUAAAACAAUCAACGUUAAGGAGUCUGUCCGUUCAACAACUAUAACGCCGCGACUUCUUUCAAUAUUUGCAAAACUCUGGAAAUUGUUGAAAAUUCUUGGAAAUCGAGAUGGUAAUCGAAAUGUUUUCUUCAUUAUUUUUUUGAAAUAAAUAUCAUGAAAUAAACUAGCAUUGUGCUUAAUUGAUCGCUAAAACAGUCAAUAAAAAGUUUUGUCUAGAACGAA
Megalopta genalis is the source of this 3802-nucleotide messenger RNA. RefSeq names its product FLICE-associated huge protein (gene FLASH). NCBI's taxonomy places the organism in Eukaryota, Metazoa, Arthropoda, Insecta, Hymenoptera, Halictidae. The record is from RefSeq and is a predicted model, not a curated record.